Molecule: messenger RNA, 2010 nt
Organism: Oryza sativa Japonica Group (Japanese rice)
Lineage: Eukaryota; Viridiplantae; Streptophyta; Magnoliopsida; Poales; Poaceae
Product: glucan endo-1,3-beta-glucosidase 14
Biological process (GO): carbohydrate metabolic process
Cellular component (GO): plasma membrane
Molecular function (GO): hydrolase activity, hydrolyzing O-glycosyl compounds
Source: RefSeq, a predicted model, not a curated record
CCCGCGACACGCGCACCACCACCACCCCCCACCCACCUCCGCCGCGUUUCAAAAUUCCCAAACCCCCCCUCCCCUCCCCUUCUCUCCUCCGCUGCGACGGCGGUGAGCGAGCCACCCCCGGAGUCGGCGCGGGCGGCGUGCUCCUCCUCCUCCUCCAUCCAUCCAAAUAGUACCCCCCCCCCAAUCUCCUCCCCGCUAAGCAAACCCCCCUAAUCCUUCCUUAACCCCACCCUUCUUGCUUGCUUCGCUGCUGCUGCUUCGCUUGGUUGGUUGGUUAUAUUUAGUAGUCCGCGAGAAGAGUGGAGUUGUGACUAGGUGUGUGCUUACCACUGGGAGGAGGAGGAGGAGGAGGAGUUGUGGACUAUAACGAGCGGGAAUCGAGAUUCCUUCGUGUUGGUGUUGUUGUUGUUGGUGGUGGUGGUGGUGCGUUGGUUGAUUGGUCGGCGGCGGGAGGGAUCCGGUUCUUGCGGAUUCUUUACCGUUCUUGGUGAAUCCGUGGAGAAGGCGGCGGGCCAAGAUUGCUCGGAGGUGCUCGGCCGUGGCGGAGCGGUGGUCCGUCUAUGGAACUUGCCGCCGCGGCGCCAUGCCCCGCCCUGGAACUGAGGCUACCACCACCACCACUUCUGGCUGUGAAGCGGAUUGUGGUGUCCCUGCUAUGAAGGCGACGUUGAUGAUGAUGAGUUGUCGGAGUCGGAGUCGGAGCGGGCGUGCUCACUGGAUGCUGCUGCUCUUCUGCCUCCUCCUCGCCUUCCCUUCACAUGGUCCUAGAGCCGUGGAAGCGUUUCCCGGGGGCUAUGGGAUAAACUACGGGAGAAUAGCAAACAACAUCCCUUCUCCGGAUAAAGUAGUACAACUCCUGAGAGCUUCAAAGAUAAGGAAUGUCAAGAUAUACGAUUCCGAUCACAGCGUUCUUGAUGCAUUCAAGGGAUCUGGGCUCAAUCUGGUUAUCGCCAUCCCCAAUGAGCUCGUGAAGGAUUUUGCGGCGAAUGAGAGCAGGUCGAUCGACUGGCUGAAUGAGAAUGUGCAGCCCUAUCUUCCUCAGACACGCAUAGUUGGGAUCACUGUGGGAAAUGAGGUGCUGGGAGGUCAAGAUACAAGCUUGGCCGAGCCCCUCGUUCAAGCUGUGAAGAAUGUCUAUAAUGGACUCAAGAAAUUUCACUUGCAAGACAAAAUUGAGCUAUUCACACCACACUCAGAAGCUGUUUUUGCUACUUCAUAUCCACCUUCUGCAUGUGUUUUCAAGGAAGAUGUCAUGGUGUAUAUGAAACCACUGCUGGACUUCUUUCAACAAAUUGGCUCACCUUUCUAUGUCAACGCAUAUCCCUUUUUGGCCUACAUAAGUGAUCCAGAACAUAUUGACAUUAAUUACGCUCUCUUCAAGCCCAAUCCUGGAAUUGUUGACCCGAAUACUAGUCUGCAUUAUGAUAACAUGUUCGAUGCUCAGAUAGAUGCAGCUUAUGCUGCUCUGCAGGCCGCUGGGUAUAGAGACAUGGAGGUCCGAGUAGCGGAGACUGGCUGGGCUUCUAGUGGAGAUCAAACUGAGGCAGGAGCUUCAGUUGAGAAUGCAAGGACUUACAAUUUCAACCUCCGAAAGAGGCUCUUUCUGAGGAAAGGAACUCCUCUCAAGCCAAAGAGACCAGUCAAAGCAUACAUCUUUGCGUUGUUUAAUGAGAAUUCGAAGCCUGGACCUAGCUCGGAGAGGCACUAUGGGCUGUUUAAUGCUGAUGGAAGGAUUGCAUAUGAUAUUGGUUAUGAGGGUCUAUUACCUUCAUCUGCACCCUCGUACUUCUUGUCUCUUAGGAAAAUUCAAGCUGGGGGUUGGAUUGUACACUAUUCGGCUACAGUUAUUUUAUCUGUUUUCAUUUUCUUAGCCUUAGUGACUUGAUUACAGAAUAGCACAUCUGUAUUGAACAUACAACCGAGGUUAAGUGUUAGAACAAUGUGAUUGGGAAUUUUACAAUGAAAGAUGAAAUAAUAGCUCCCUUCGCACCAGUUCUUAACUUCUCUUCA